Molecule: messenger RNA, 2025 nt
Organism: Nicotiana tabacum (common tobacco)
Lineage: Eukaryota; Viridiplantae; Streptophyta; Magnoliopsida; Solanales; Solanaceae
Source: RefSeq, a predicted model, not a curated record
ACAACAACAGAAAAGGGAAGCAAAAAAAACCCUAGGAACGUAAGUAAAAAAGCGGCGCAGAAAAAGAAAAAGGGGUUAAAAGCAAAGAAAACGAGAGGAGCAGAUCAGAGAAGAGGACAUGAAAACAGAAGAAAAGAGAUCUAUUCCAUAACCAUUAAACCAUAAGCUCUCACCACACCAUUAAAGAACCAUAUAGCCAACAACCCCCCCCCCCCCCCCCUCCUUAACAAAAGCAGUGGCUCAAAUCUCAAAGGCCCUUCAGAAUUCAGCCGAAAUCAGCUUGUCUCCUUCACCGUUGAAACCAGCCAAAAUCCGAGUUUGAGAGGUCCGUUUGAGAUGAGAUCGAUUUUUUGUUAGUCGAGCUCCGAUCGAGGUGCUUGUUCGUGGCCCGGUCGCUCUUUAAGUUUCAAUUUGUCCAACAAACAAAGUUCAAAUUCAGUCUAAUAAAAAGGAGCCUGUUAAUGAUGGAGAUAAUAUAAUCAAAUUCUGUGAUGAGACUGGCUUACUAGAAGCUUUGGAUGAAACUAUCAACAGUAUAAGAAAAAAUCACCUUAAAGUGCUCACAAAGUACACUCACCCAAUGAUAGUUGCUUUUGUAAGUCUAUGGGGUAUUAUGGUAUAUCAUUAUUUAGAAUGUGGCAUAUUUCUAAUUGUUGUACAAAGAUUUGUCAGGUUAUCAAACCAAGCAUUGUUGGGGGUUCUGGAAAUGAAGCAUUGCUUGCACAAUGGGCCCAUCAGCAGGGAAAGAGUAAUGUAGUAGUGUUUCUUGGUGGCUUCCAUGGAAUAGGAGGGGAUCAGAUCUCUAUUAUGAAGGCUAUCUCAGGCUCAACAAAAUGCAUUGAAGUGGACCUACAUGGUUUAGAGGAACCAAGGUUGUCAAUUAUGGCCUUUGUAAAUAUAUUGCAGCAGUUGUUUGACAGUCUACAAUGUCAAAAAGUUAUUCUUGUUGGAUAUUCUAUGGGAGCAAGGAUUUCACUCUACAUGGCUCUAAAAUACAAUGACAAGAAGGUUGCUGGAGCUGUUAUAAUAUCUGGAAGUCCGGGAUUGAUAGAUGAAGAUGCAAGAAAAGUCCGUAGGGCCAAGGAUGAUUUUUCAGCCUGCUUAUUCUGGAGAUCUAUGGAAUAGGGAGACAUGGUGUAGAAGAGGCUGCCAUGGAUGUGCAGCCCUCUCCCCAGCUUCAAGCUCUUGGAUAGACGAUUAAAAACAUCAAUUCAAUAUCAACAUAUGCAGCGCUACUGGAAAACAAACAAACUGGACAAGUUCCGAUAAAAAUUGAGCUAAAAUAGGUGGAGCUCGUUCAUGGUGAAGCUACGAUCAAAUGUACAAUGGAGGAAGUACAUCAAUAUGCUAAGGAGGAAGGGUUACAUCAAGGUGUGGUAAUUAAAUUCUCACAAGAUCAAUAUGAUAUGUAAGAAAUUCAAAAACUGUUGCCUAAACAAUUCGGAACUCAAGGUCGCUGCCUCGUCGGUUGGCUUGCAAAAAGACAUGUGUGCAAGGUGAAAUUGGAGGAUCCAAUUUUCUCGUCAUUAUGAUGCCUCGCGAACAUACUUUCCCAAGGCUCGAGACUAGGGUCGAGGUUCACCUUCGAGGGCUGUCGAUGCUCGACCUCGGGGAAAUGCAAGCCAAUGGCUAUAUUGGAAAAUAGGGGAGUUCCCAAAGUCUGUCAGGCUAUUCUGAGCCCGCACCAUGAAAUCGACUAGCUAUCCCAUCUCCAUAUCUUUGUAAUAAAUGCAUUUGUACUAUGAUAUGAUCCCUCAUUUUUCUAUAUAAAGGGGGUCCUUACCACAUUGUAAGGAUUGAUUUCUCCACACUAAAUAAACAAGAACAUUCUCUCUGCUCUCUAACAUACUCUCUUGAGAUUAUUACUUCCAUUUACUAUCUUCGUUAUUGUUCAUCAUUUAUUUCUUGUCAUUGGCUAUAAAGAGCCUUCACUGAUUUUAUUGUAACUAUUAGUCAUACUUCGACCACCUUCGAUAGCUCCUAUCCGAGCUUCGGAAUCAACCUCGAGGCCCCCGAAUCGACAAG